Messenger RNA from Momordica charantia (bitter melon), 1239 nucleotides. RefSeq lists its product as uncharacterized. The record is from RefSeq and is a predicted model, not a curated record. Gene Ontology annotation, biological process: regulation of mitotic cell cycle. NCBI's taxonomy places the organism in Eukaryota, Viridiplantae, Streptophyta, Magnoliopsida, Cucurbitales, Cucurbitaceae.
GAACUAAAACUCGUAGAAAUCGGAAGUUUCUCCAGUACAAAUUCAAGAAAGUCGAGAGGAAGGUUUACAAAUUUGUUCUAACAGAUAGAAUUUACAGUUCUGCAGUAUCAACAACAAUGGAAAUGGCAUUGCAAAAUGGUGGUCUUAUUCAGGAUGAGAAUCAUAAUGUCCACUAUAAUGGAUCCUCUGUUACAGGGAAGGCAAAUGCCAUCAAUUUGUUAAGAAAAAGUGGGCUUAGUGGGCGAAAGCCCCUCGGCGAUCUAUCAAAUUCAAGAAAGCCAGUCUUAAACCAGUCAUCAAAAUGGCAGACCCCAAAGAAUAUCAAGUUUAUUGAUGAAGAAGCUGGCGCAGGCAAAAAGAAAAACAUUCUGGAGGGCUCUGAGAGGGUGCAGAAGACGGGUUCUCGAAAAGUGCUUUCCGAUAUUUCAAACUCUGGGAAGCCAAACCUUCACGAGGCCUCAAAGAAGAAGCAGAACUUGAAGUUGAGCACCGUGAGGGAAAACUCUCCUCAUCACAAUGCUAUUUGCGAGGAACGAUUUCUGCACAACCAUCGAGAAUGCAUUAAAGUACAAAAUUACUCUAUCGACAAGGAUCAUUUUCUGAGCAUCGUUGGACUUGAUCUCCCCAAAGAGUUGACAUCCCCUAAAAAGGCUGAUUGUCCAUUUAAGCACUGGGGACUGGAGGAGACGAUGGAGUGGGCAGUUGCUAAUGAGUAUCCAAAAAAGUUGUGUCUGUUUGGAAGGGGAAGACUUAAUGAUUCAUCACCGCCGUGCAAAUCCCCUAAAUCACCUUCGUUGGAGGAUCCCUUUUCUCUCUGGAAGGAUAGGGAUAGUAUCAAUUUCACAUUGAUAAAGACACCAUAAGCACACUCAAGCCUUUUCUGGAAAGAUUGGUAAUGGUUGAAAUGUAGUGUGUUUUGAUUGAGAUGAAGGCUGUUAUCAUCUCUAACAUUCUAUGGGAGUGUUAAAAGUUGUUUUUAGUUAAAAUGUUGUGGGUUAUGAUUGAGACGAAGAUUAUCUUCAUCUUUAAGAUUCUGUGGAUGUUAAAAGGCCAUCUUAGAAAGAUUGUAAUAAUUUUUUUUUUUUUUUUGGUUUUUUGAUUGAGAUGAGGAUCGUCAUCAUCUCUAAGAUUCUAUUAAUUCCUUUGGUUCAGUAGUGGUGUUCUGUGCAUAGAGCCGUACUCGCCAGUUUUGUAAUGUUGUCCAAUUUAGAGUAAAAAAGCUAUUUGUUUGUUCUCUCA